AUGGAACUCUACUUUGACUAAAGGAGAUGGAGAUUUUCUGAAUACCUAAACAAUCAAGAAGUUUAGAUUUUAAAAAGAUUUGAUGAUUAAACUAGCUUUGAGCAAGAUGCUAAACAAAAUUCUCAUAUUUCAAUUUAUAAAACAGUGAAAGCUAAAGAUGUAGAAAUAGGUGAUAUAUUAUUUAUUAGAAAGAAUGAAAUUUUAGCAGCUGACGUUAUUCUACUAGAAAUGAGUGAUAGUAGCUGCUGCUUAAAUUCUUCCUUUAACGAAGGAUUAACUACUCAGAAAAAAGCUAUACCUCCAUCAAUCACUUAUAUAUCCAAGUCUUCGAAGAUAAAGGGACAUCAUUUUGAUUACAAAAAAAUAUUAAACGGAAUUAUAGAAUAUGUGUCAGCUGAUGUCAGAGAUAAAACAAAAUUUGAAGGCUUUAUGAAAUUAUCUAAGGAUCCACAAGGUAUUAUUAUAACAAGCUAAAACAUAGGGUACAGAGGCUCUGUCCUUGAAUAUGCUGAAUGGGCUUUAGGUAUUGUGAUUUACUGUGGUCAUGAUUGCUAUUACUACAAAAAGGAUAGCCAAAAAAGAUUAAAGAAACCAAGUUUCUUUUCAAAAAAAAGUGGAAAGCUUUUUGCAAUAUCUAUCUUUUUUUAUUUAUUUGCAGCUUUUGUUAGUGUUAUUAAUUAUUUUACUAACUCUUGCUUUCCUGACUUACCUCAACUUAACAGUGAAGGAAAAGAAUUUAGAAAUAAAUCUACAGGAAGAAUUGGUGUGAGCUAUAUGUAUGAUUACAUAUUAUUUCUUCCUUAAUUUUAUUACUUUGUUAAUGAUUUAAAAACGCUCAUUUUCGCUGUCUUGUAAAAUAGAUAUUACGAGAAAAAUAAAUCAUAAAAAGAAGAAAAUGAAGAAAAGUAAGAACUUGAUUAAUAAGUUUAAGAAAUAAAAGAAGAAGAUGAAGAAUCUUUAACAAAUAAAUAAUCUGCAUAAAGCGAAAUUCAAUAAAAAGUUGACUUCAUUAUUAAAGAGAAUGCUGAAUCUAGUUAUGAUAAACCUAUUUCUCCUACUAAUAACAUUCCUCCGAUUGAGAAGAUACCUUCAUUAAAAGAUCUUAAGCAAAGCUAAGAACUUAAUAAAAAUAAAUCAAAGGACAUCUCCUAAAAGCCAUACAUAUAUUCAGUUAACUCAUCAAAACCUCUAGCAGAUCUUACACUCACUACUCAUUGUUUUUUGGAUAAAACAGGCACUUUAACUUAAGGAAGAUCCUUUAUGGUUCAUAAACUUUAUCUUGAGGAAUGCUCUUACUUUAUAAGUGAAAACUAUGUAGAUCCAUUAUUUAAAUCAGUAAAUGGAGCACACAUUCACAGUGGUAAAAAUAUUUAGAUUGAUGAUAACAAAAUUUCAAAUGAGAAUGAUAGAUAAAUAGGAAACCUUUUGGGAUUCAAAAUAUAACCAUCUUAAAAAGUAGAGGUACAACCAAGUAUAUUUAUAAAUAACUAGAUUUCGCAUAGAGGCUCCAUUUUAAAUACUAAUCCAAACAUUUAUACAACUAUGUAUACUGAUAAUCAAAAUGAUAUUGUUGGAGAAGAAGGUGUUUUCCUUAGGUAGAAGCUACGUUCAUAAAAAGAAAAAAAGAAAAAAAUAGAUUUAGAAAACAUUAAAUAUUGUGAGCAAUAAAUGUAGAGCCCAAAAAACUUAUUUUAAAAAUCCCCAAGGAGAUCUAGACAAUCAUUUUAGUUAGAUACUAAAAAUUUAAUAGCAAGAGAAUAGAUUAGUUUUGCUUUCAAUGAAGAAGAGUGCCAAAACGAAUUAAAUGUUCCUAAUCUCAUUUCUAUCAAAAAGAGUUCAUAACAAUCAAUAAAAUCUUCAAAUCAAAUAAAAAGCUAAGCUAAUAUUCAAGCAAAUUCUUAAACUGAAGUAAAAUAAAAUCAGAAGAAAGUUAGGAAAAUAUCUUUUGCAUAAAAUCUUCCUUUAUCAAUAGAUACCUACAAGGCUAAUUCAGAAUUAAACACAGUAGAAAAUAAUCCAGAAAGCUUUAAAAACUUAAAGCAUCCUGAAAUUUAAAUUAACUUAUUUGAUUAAGAUAAAGUUUCUAACUAAAAUAAUUCUUUUUAACACAUCUCCUCACCACAUAGCAGGCAAUCUCCAGUACCAGAUUUAAAUAAAGAUAUUAUUAACUCUUUUAGAGUCAAUACAUAAAAUUAUAAUAACAUUGAUACUAUUUCAGAAACAAGCUAUGCUAGCAGUUAAGUAAAAUAUAACAAUAAUAAUAAUCAAUCUCCUCAAACUUCAAAUAAUUCAUUAUUAUUAAACCGAUUCAGAAAAGUAACAAACGAAAUUCUUCAAUCUUCUUGCAAUACUGAUAAAAGUGAUUUUUUUACAAGCAGUAAAUUAGCAGGAAUAUAAACUUCUAAUGAUUCAAUUUCCCCUUUAAGGAAAAUUAACAAGAGAUAUGCUGUUGAUAGUGUAAUACCUCAAAAAGAUGAGCAAAGACUUUAUGAAGAAUUAAGAUCUGAGAUAGUUAAAUUCGUACCUUAAAGAGAAGCAAUAAUUGCUUUAACUAUUUGCCAUGUAUCUAAAUCAGUUUUACAUGAUGAAAUUUCAUAAUUAAUUACUGAUCAUUAAUCAAUAUAUGAUGAGCUAUUUGUUGAAUUUUCUAAAAGGUUUGAUUGCAGGCUAAAGUGCAUAGCUAAAGGUGCCAAUCAUUUAGAGUAUAUUUUCAAGCUCAAUAAAGAAAUUCAUAUUUAUGAAGUAGUCGUUCCACCUGUUUACAAUUAGAGAGGAACAAGAUUAGCUAUUUUAGUUAGAAUAUUUAAAAAUUAUUUUCUAUACACAAGAGAGGAGUUAGUUAAUGUGCCAUUCUAUUUAAAAUCUAUAAGAAACUUAAAAGAAAGAAUGGAAAAGCAUUUGAAAUAUAUGAUUGAGAAUGGAUAAGUAGGUGUCCUUUUCUGUAAAAAAUAGCUAACUGAAUUGUAAGCAGCUUAAAUAAUAGAAAAGUAUAUAAGCAUAGAAAAAGGUUUGAACUUUUUAGAAAAAGAAAAAUAAAUUGAAGCUUUGUACAGAGAAUAACUAUCAAAUAUGGAUAUGUUAACUCUUGUUUCUCUUAAAGAAAAUUUAAACCCGAAUGCUAAAAGCCUGAUUGAGAAUUUAAGGUAAGCAAAUAUAAAUACUUGGCUCUUGACAGGUGAUGACUAUUAAAGAGCCUUAGCUACUUCAUAUGAAACAGGCAUGCUUCAAAAAUUUUCUAAAAAUGACAUUUUUCACUUUUAAUCUGAAACAGAAGAAGAAACAAUUAAUUUAAUGAAAUCAAAUUUAAAAACAAUAAGAGAGCUUUUAGACUCUGAUAGAACUGAUCAAAAAGCAACCUCGAUAAGCAGAAAAUACCAAAAUACUACAUUAUAAAGAGUUUAUAACAGAAUGUUGAGCUUUUAGAGUUAAAGUUUAAAAGUUUCAAAUAUUUCAUAAUCGAAAGGGAUGAAUAAUCAAAAAAAUCCAAAUGCUGUUUAAGUUUGUGUUAUUGUAAAUGGAUAGUGCUUGGAAAAAAUAUUAAAUAAUUAGUACUUAAAAGAUCAUUUUUCUUUCAUAUGUUUCUUUUGUGAGAGCUUGAUUGGGUAUUCUUUAAAGCCUAGCUAAAAAGCAGAAUUAGUCUCACUGGUUAAAAAUGUUAAAAGAGAUUCAACAUUUACACUUGCAAUUGGAGAUGGGUUAAAUGAUUUAUAAAUGAUGUAAAGAGCUGAUUUUUCUAUACAGUAUUAAAAUUAAAAUUUAAAAUCUGUAUAAUUUGAGCACGGCUUAGCAUAAAUUACUGUUUCUCAGUUAGGAGCAAUUAGUAAAUUAAUAUUUUCUUAGAGUAGGCACGAGGCAGAAUUAUUUGAAGAGACUUUAUUCUUCACUUUUUAUAGAUCAUUUUUUAUCUUUUUUGUCGUUUUCUUUUGGAAUUUCAUGAGUUGUUCAUAUGGAGAUAUAGUUCUUAGCUUUUUAGACUUAAUUUUAAUUCACUUUAUUAGCUUAUUCUUUUAAUCUGUAUUAUAUUUUAUAAGAAAAUACUAAAUGCUUUAUGAGAAUAAAUAUGAUAGCUUUACAGUUAUUUAGCAAUACUUUCAUAAUAAAUUUUACUUUUAGGACGUUUUUAAGAAAUUCUUGCUCCAUUUAAUACCUUAAUCAUUUAUAGAUGCUUUUAUUCUAUUUAUUUUAAUGUACUAAAUGAAAAGUACUCCAAUGGAAUUGAAUGGACGUUAAAUUGAAAAAGAGUAGCUCAUAUUAAUUACUGUGAUGAUUUUUUAUUUUUUAGUGCAUAUAAAAGUGAUGAUUAUACUCAGCCAGUCUCGCAAAACAUUUAUUGCAAAUCUAGCAUUUCCAUUUAUAUUACUUUGCAUAUACAUGGGAGUUUAUUAUGAGGCGCAAGAUGUUUCAUUCUACUUUAGUCAUUUAACUAUAUUACUAAUAGCAGCUAUAGUUUUAAAUUUUAUAGUAACCAACUUUUUUUUUAGAACUUUUAUCCCACUUAUUGAGGUAGGAAUGAUGAGAGAUACUAAAAUUUUUAAAAAGAUAUUUAAAUAAAUAGAAAAUUAGUAUUAGAAAUUAUUGUAAACUUUACCUGUAAAUAUAUUUAGUAAAUAGCAAUAGCAGUACUUAUCUGAGUCCUAAGUAUUAUAGAACGAAAACAAUAAUUCCUAUAGCAAUAAUUAACAGAUCAACAGAGAGCAAAAUAGCAAUUAUAGUAAUUUAAAUGCAUUCCAAUUAAAUUAACUAACAAUUGGUGCUUUUAACGAUAAUAAAUCUAAUAAACUCACUGAAGAAUAAUAAACUGAAUAAGAUAAUUAAUCAAAAAAAAAUACUAACGAGCGAACAGUAGAUAACUAGAUUUUUCAUAAAGCAAACUAUUUUAUCUCAGAAUAAACUUCAAAUUUAAAUGCAAACAAUCUGAAAAACAAAGUCAUAAAAUAAAAUGCAAAUAAAUAUAUUGAUAAAUUGGGCUUAGAUGACAUUGAAUAUGAUAAUUUACAAAAUAAAACAGUACUAAGAAAUAGAUAAAUAAGCAUAACUAAAAACGUAAAUUUAAAAGAACUUCACAAUAGUAAAAUUGAAACUAAUAGCAAUCAAGGUAAUUAAUCUGUAAAUAUUUAAAAUGAAUAAAAUAUACCAAGCAAUCCAAGUACUGAUCGUAAAUUAGGUAAACCUCAGUAAUAACAAAACUAAGAAAAUAUUAACAAAAAUAAAGUAGAAGCUAGAAGAAAAAUGAAGUUUAAAGGCUACACUUUUGACUAAAUUUUUAAAAUGGUAUUUAAAGACAAUGAAAUAGAUUAAAUUUUGCAAGACUUAAAUACAGAAAAUGUUAGUGUAAUUUCAUCAAAAAUAGAUAAAGUAUUCUUACAUUUCCCAUCAAAAGAAAUAGAACUUAAAUUUGCAUAAAGUAUUAUUUAGCAAUGGUUUAGAUUUUUCAGAAUAAGUACAAUUAUCUUAUCUCUUAUAUGCGAACUUGCUUUAUCUUAAAUCAUGAAUUACCUUUAUUAAGAUUAAUUUGGGUUUAAUCUGUAUUCAGUUUCUUUUGGGCUAUUUCUUCUAACAUGGGGAUUUAUGUUUACCCCUUAUUACACAAGAUUUUUCUUUAAAGUAAACUAAAUACUUUUAAUAAUUAGAAUACUCACAAGGUUAACGUAUAUAGUUUUCGAUAGUGGGCAUCCUUUCGAUAAUCUAUAAACAAUGUUUUACUGUUAAAUUUUACAAUAUAGUGUCAAAAUAACGCCUCCAGUCUUUUUUUCCCUCUAAUUUGCUGUUUCCAUUUCUUUCUGCUUAAAGUUUUUAAUUAUUUAUGAUGAUUAUCAAGUAUCUAAUUCAGAUGAUAACUAUCUUAAAAUAUAUCUGAUAUUUACUACAUUCAUUUGCAUAUUAGCUUUCUAAAUUCUAUGCUUUUAUAAAAAAUAUGAAUAUGAUUUCAUUGAAAGGAAAAACUUCUAAAGAAUAAAUAAGAUAUCAAUUGAAACUAAAAAAAUAAACAAUGUUCUUUCAAUAUUACUACCUAAGUUUAUUCUUGAUAGCAUAGAUGAAAAAGGAAGAGAGUUUUAAGAAGACUAAGGAGAUGUAGCUAUUUUGUUUUGUGAUAUUUGUGAUUUCGAUUUAAUCAUUUAAGAAGAACAAUCGAAUAUAAUUAAAUUAUUAGAUAAAUUGUUUAGGUUUUAUGAUAAUGCCUGCUCAAUAAAUGGUAUAUAAAAAAUAGAAACAGUUGGUAAGACAUAUAUGGCAGCAGCAGGAAUCAAAGGAAUAAAAUAUGAUGAAUCCUAGAAAAAGUUUAAUAUUUUUCAUCCUGUAAUUAGAUGUAUUCUAAUGGCCAAUCAAAUGUUUGAAGCAUCUAGAAAAAUUACUUAUAGUAAAUAAUAAAAAUAGAUUGGAAUAAAAAUUGGAAUUCACUAUGGUCCAGUGCUAGCAGGUGUUAUUGGAGGUCAUAAACCCUAAUUUAGUUUAAUUGGGGAUACUGUUAAUAUGGCUUCUAGAGUAUGUAGCACUGGUGAAGCUAAUUUUAUAACUCUCUCUGAACAAGCUAAGGAAAGCUGUUAAUUUGAACUGUAAAUAUUAAAUGAAAAAAGAUUCCAUCAAUAAAAUGGCUUUUAAAUCGUUCUUUUUGAAAGAACAGUUAAUGCUAAAGGAAAAGGAAAUAUCAAAACAUAUUAAGUUAAAUUUAAAAAAUAUAAAAAGAAAGAAAUUCAUUUAUUGAGAAAGUUUAGUGAAAAGCUUUUGCAAUAGAGAAAUUCUGUUUAGAUGAUCAAUAACGAAAAUUCCAGUAGUGACUCUUAUUCUUCUCCUUACUAUAACAUGGCAUCACCUAAUAAAAAGAAUUAUAGUAUAUUUAGUCCUGAAGCUAAUCAUGGCACUUCUAUAGCUGCUUUAGACUAUAGUAGAUAAGGGGAAAUAAAAGAAGAAACUGAAAUCAACUCUUCUAAUGUUAUAAGUACAUUCAAUAAUACAUCUAAAAGCAAAGAAAAUAUUUAUAUUGAAGAAUAAGUAUAUCAUAAUAAAUAUCUUUAUAGUAAUAAUCCAAAAGACUUGUAGGAUAUCUAAGAAAUAAGAUCUAAUUCUGUUUCUUCUAAUGCAUAAUCUAUAUUUGAAGCCAAUUAAAAAUAAUUGGCCUACAUAAAGAUAAUAAAGGAUUUAGUAGAAGAAAUACAAAUAGUGCCCUAGCUAGAGCAUGCUCCUAUUCUUAAAGAUUAAGAACUUGAUAUUGAAAAAGUUAGAAGUCAUUUCUAAGAAUUAAAAAAUGAAGCGAUUAGCUUAACAAAUCAGCAACAUAAAAUAAAUUCUAAAGUAAAUAUUCAAGACAUUAUUUUAGGAAAAUACAAUUUAGAUCUUUAAUUAUUUUAUGACACUGAGCUUUAAAAAUCUUACCAAAUGGUAAAAAGUAAAAAUGCCUUUUUGUGUGGGUUUGAAAUUUUUAAAAUGCUUAUUGCUAAUUUGAUGAGAGACUACUUAAGUAACGAAGGUGUAUAUAUUACAUUUUUUAUGCAUAUGGCAAGUGCUCUGCUCUUACUUAGCACUAUUUUUGGUAUAAACUAUAUAACUCGCAUAGGUCUUAAAUACUUAAAGUUUAUCAUAUUCAUAAUUUACUCAACUGUAAUAACAUCUAUAGUUUUUGAAGGAUACCUUAACAUAAAAUAUUUUCCAAAUAGAUAGCUAAUUAAUCUUCAAACCGCUGCAGUUAUUAUCAUUUUUUAUGUCUUUCUUUCCUUUAAAUUCUUCACAAUUCAAGAGAAGACAUUCAUUUCUUUGUGUUUAAUUUUAAACUAUUACAUGUUUACAUAUGUGAAUAAUAUUUUUGAAUGGGAAUACUGCUAUUUAACUUCUGCGAUAAUAUUGAAUAUUCUCUACAGAUCAUUUAUGCAAUUAGAGCUUGAUUUUUCAAGCUAUUUACACACAAAGAGCUUAGAUUAAAAGAUGAAUGACUAGAAUAAAUUACUUGAAUAUCUUCUACCUAAGCAUAUACGUGACUAAUUCUUGGAAAAUUAAUCGAAGUAAAUUAAUUUAAUUGAUAAAUUCGAUUAGGUUACUAUACUCUACGCAGACAUAGCAGGGUUUACAAAAUACUCUGCAAGUGUGUAACCAGAGCAAGUCUUCUUCAUGUUGAGGGAGCUAUUUACAAAAUUUGAUUAAAAAUGCUAAGAAAAUAAUGUUUACAAGCUAUAUACUAUCGGAGACUGUUAUGUUGUUAUGGGCUUAGUUAAUCUUAAUGAUAGAAACACUGUUAAAGAAGCUAUGAAUGUUAUUGGAAUGGGGUUUGAAAUGAUAGAAAUAAUCAAACAAGUGAGAUCAAUUGUUAACUUUGAUGAACUUGAUAUGAGAAUAGGCAUACAUACUGGCAGUAUAAUAGGUGGAGUUGUAGGAACAGGUGUUGUCAGAUAUGAUAUAUAUGGUCCUGAUGUCGUUAUAGCUAAUAAAAUGGAAAGUAAUGGGGAAAGUGGUAGAGUUAUGGUAAGCGAAGCUACCUAUAACUUAGUUCAUGAAGCUUCUACUGGAGUUUAUGAAUUUGAAAAUCCACAAAUAAUUUAACUUUCAAGCGACAAAGACAAAGAUAAAGACAAAGACAAAAACAAAGACAAAGACAAAGACAAAGACGAAGAUGAAGACGAAGACGAAGACGAAGGCAAAGACAAAGACAAAGACAAAGACAAAAACAAAAACAAGACUAUUAAAGCUUACUUUGUUAAAAGGCCAAUUGACAAUGAAUUUGAUUACUUCUCGAGCUAAAAUGAUUCAAAUUUUAAUGCAUAUUAAAACAGAACACAAUAAUUUCAAAUGUGA
This is a messenger RNA of Tetrahymena thermophila SB210, 8781 nucleotides long. RefSeq names its product adenylate/guanylate cyclase domain protein. Gene Ontology annotation, biological process: cyclic nucleotide biosynthetic process; adenylate cyclase-activating G protein-coupled receptor signaling pathway; intracellular signal transduction. Lineage: Eukaryota; Ciliophora; Oligohymenophorea; Hymenostomatida; Tetrahymenidae. The record is from RefSeq and is a predicted model, not a curated record. Gene Ontology annotation, molecular function: adenylate cyclase activity. The transcript has 17 exons.